UUCGGAAUCCGACAAACCUUUGUGGGACAGUACCCAAGUCCCGGUCGCAGUCUCCUCAUCCUGAAGGAGAAAACAUGACCAUGGAGGCAAAAAGGCAAAGAAGAAGGAAGAGUAAAGAGGCAGUCACAUAGAUAGCUCAUGAACCCUCAAUCAUCAACCCCACUACCAUGGAUUUUCUCUCCAUUUUCUUCCCAUUUUUCAUUCUCAAAGUCUUCAUCAAAUUGAAGUACCCUCACACUAUGAUCAUCUCAACAAUCUUCCACACCACCACCCACCACCACCACCGCCGCUACUGACCAGUUCAGCCACUACAUUUCUGCGUCAAUCCUCUCUUCAACCACCAAAGUUGAGAAGUUUUCACUUGGGGGGGUCUUGAUGCCUGGUUUAGUUUCGGUGAAAACCCCACCUGCCUCAACGCCGCUCAGAAUUUUCCUUCCAGAAAAUUCACAAUGCGACGGUUCCAGAAACGGGUCGCCGCAGGUUCAGCGUCGGAUGGCGUCGCCGUCGCCUUCCACGUCCACCUCCCGAGCCAGGCCCUCCCCCGACCGGGGCUCCGGCAGGAAGAAGACUACGCCGGAGAAGACGACAAUCGACGAGUCCUCCCUAGACAACCCUGAUCUGGGUCCGUUUCUCCUCAAGAUGGCCCGCGACACCAUCGCCUCCGGCGACAGUCCCAGCAAGGCUCUCGAUUUCGCGAUCCGCGCGGCGAGGUCCUUCGAGAGUUGUUCGGGUUCGGAGCCGAGUUUGGACUUGGCCAUGUGCCUCCACGUCGUGGCGGCGAUUCACUGCAGCUUGGGGCGGUUCGAGGAGGCGGUCCCAGUCCUGGAGCGGGCUAUUCGGGUCCCGGAUCUGGCAAAAGGAUCGGACCACGCUCUGGCCAUGUUCUCUGGCUACAUGCAAUUGGGCGACACCCAUUCGAUGCUGGGUCAAUUGGAUAGAUCAGUCUCUGCUUACGAAUCGGGUCUAAAGAUCCAGACAGAGACUCUGGGCGAAUCCGAUCCGAGAGUUGCAGAGACUUGCAGGUACUUGGCUGAGGUUCAUGUUCAAGCACUGCAGUUUGAUGAGGCAGAGAAUCUCUGUAAAAAGACCCUUGAAAUCCACAGGGAGCAUAGUGAACCAGCCUCCCUUGAAGAAGCAGCUGAUCGUCGGCUUAUGGCUCUAAUCUGUGAGGCAAAGAGAGAUUAUGAGGCUGCACUUGAGCAUCUUGUCCUUGCCAGUAUGGCGAUGAUUGCAAACGGUCAAGACAAUGAGGUUGCUGCAAUAGAUGUGAGCAUUGGUGACAUUUACUUGUCCCUCUGUCGUUUUGAUGAGGCCGUGUUUUCAUAUCAGAAGGCACUUACAGUCUUUAAGUCCACAAAGGGUGACAAUCACCCUUCUGUGGCAUCAGUGUUCAUUCGCCUUGCUGACCUCUACUUCAAGACCGGAAAGCUACGAGAAUCCAAGUCAUACUGUGAGAAUGCCUUGAGAAUAUAUGCAAAACCUGUGCCUGGAACCACACCUGAAGAGAUUGCCAAUGGGCUGACAGAGAUUUCAGCCAUUUAUGAAGCUGUAAAUGAGCCUGAGGAGGCAUUGAAGCUCUUGCAGAAGGCAAUGAAGUUAUUGGAAGACACCCCUGCCCACCGUAGCACGAUUACAGGGAUAGAGGCACAAAUGGGCGUGAUGUUCUACAUGGUUGGGAGGUACGGGGAGGCUCGGGCCUCCUUUGAGAGUGUUAUAGCAAAGCUUCAGGCCAGUGGGGAGAGGAAAUCAUCCUUCUUUGGAAUUGUGUUGAACCAGAUGGGAUUGGCUUGUGUGCAGUUGUACAAGAUUGAUGAGGCUGCCGAGUUGUUCGAAGAAGCAAGGGGGAUAUUGGAGCAAGAGUGCGGCCCGCAUCACUUGGAUACUCUAGGGGUAUAUAGCAAUCUUGCUGCAACUUAUGAUGCUAUGGGGAGGGUAGAGGAUGCAAUUGAGAUAUUGGAGUACAUACUUAAGGUGAGGGAAGAAAAGCUUGGAACAGCAAAUCCGGAUGUGGAUGAUGAGAAGAAAAGGCUAACUGAGCUCUUAAAACAAGCAGGCAGGGUUCGGAACAGAAAAGGAAAAUCACUUGAAAAUCUCCUUGUUUCCAACCCCCAAGGGAUGAAAAAAGAGGGAACAAAGAGGUGGUCAGGGUUCGGUUUCAAAACUUGACCAGGAAUAUCCCCUCUGUUGCUGCCUUCCUCUUUCUCACAGAGAGACUCCACUCUUUGUAACAUAGAAGAGUUUCCAUUUUAUCGUUUACUUUAACUUGGUUGUUUCUUUGAAUAUUUGUGCUGUGAUCUUGAAGAUGUUCACUGAAAGAAAAGUUGAAAUGCAUGGAGUGAAUAAGUUUUUAUAAA
Vitis riparia (riverbank grape) is the source of this 2354-nucleotide messenger RNA. Its product is annotated as protein KINESIN LIGHT CHAIN-RELATED 1-like. Gene Ontology annotation, molecular function: protein binding. The transcript is spliced from 3 exons. Bases 376 to 2166 code for a protein of 596 amino acids. The record is from RefSeq and is a predicted model, not a curated record. NCBI's taxonomy places the organism in Eukaryota, Viridiplantae, Streptophyta, Magnoliopsida, Vitales, Vitaceae.